AUGGGUAAUAAUAACACAUCUGCUAUCAGAGAGGAAGAUAACAUAAGUGAAACCGAGAAAAACACCCUCCUAGAGGAUGCUAGUGAAAAUGCAAAUGGGGUUUCACAAGAUGUUCAUGCAGAUGGUGUCCAGGAAGAAAAUCAGAAUAUACCAACAUCAAUAGCCAGAGAUGUUACUGAUAAAGCUUCAAAAGCUUCCAAUGAUAUAACAACUGAACUUGGAAAAGAUACACAGCAAGAAGAGGGUCAUGAAGAUGCUGUAAAAGAGAAAAUUCAAAUGAUUCCAACAGCUGAAGCCAAUGAUUCCAAGGAGAAAGCUAUAUGGUUUGGUUCUAAAAGUACAAGAAGCAUGCUUGAAAAUGAUUCAUUGGAAGGAGAUGCUCAUGCAAGUGAAGUAAAUAUGGAAAUUCAAAUGCAUCCAACAGCUGAAGCUGAAGAUGUUAAGGAGAAAGCUACAGGACUUGCUUCUGAAGAUACAACAACUGAACUUGGAAAAGUUACACUGCAAGAAGAUAGUCAUGCAGAUGAUGUGAAAGAGAAAAUUCAUAUGAUUCCAAAAGCAGAAGCCAAAGAUGUUCAGGAGAAAGCUACAAGGCUUAUUUCUAACAAUGCAGAAAGCACACUUGAAAAUGAUUCAUUGGAAGGAGAUACUCAGGAAAGUGACCUGAAUAUUGAAAAUCAAAAGCAUCCAACACUGGCUUCUGACUCUACAAGAAGUUCACUUGAAAAUGAUUCAUUGAAAGGAGAUACUCAUGAAGAUGUUGUUAAUGUAGAUCAUCGAGAGAAUCAAAAAGCUGAAGUCAAGGAUGAUCAGGAAAUUGCUGCAAUGUUGGGUUUUGAUGAUAAAACAAGUGAACAUGAAGAUAAACCUCGGGAAGAUAAGCAAGAUGGAAAUGCAGUAAUUCCUAUUACCAAUGGCACAGAUGUUCAAGGAAAAACUACCAUUGCGGCUUCUGAUGAUCCUUUGAAUUUGAUAAAUUCUUCUGGUGGUGCAGUGGAUGAAAUAACUGAAAUCAGAAAACCUGAAAAGUCUCCAAAUGCUGAAUCAGUUGAAGGUGAAGGUGAAAACUCUGAGAGCUUGUCAAGUUCUUCAUUUGAAGGCACUGAAGAAUACGAAAAGCAAGAAGAGUCAUACUUAAGAAAACAUCUAGCAGUAACAUAUAAUCAUCACCUUAAUAACGAGCCUUCAAUCAAGCAAGGUUAG
This is a messenger RNA of Gastrolobium bilobum, 1203 nucleotides long. RefSeq lists its product as uncharacterized. The transcript has 3 exons. The record is from RefSeq and is a predicted model, not a curated record. The coding region runs from base 1 to 1203 and encodes 400 amino acids. Lineage: Eukaryota; Viridiplantae; Streptophyta; Magnoliopsida; Fabales; Fabaceae.